CACACCUGCACCGUGCACCCGGUAUAACUUUUUUUUAUCUAUCUUUUCUCCUCCCACCCAGACUAAUAAGCACAUCUGCCAUCUAAUCCUGGAAUUGACGGUCCUGAAGACACAACCAUGGGCUCUCAAAAGGGAAACAAGCCCUCCGGGCGUACGCUUUCCUUAAAGACAAAUAACAAGCUCCGGAGGCAGGCACUUUACGUUGAGAACAAGAAAGCCGCCGACAAAUCUCGCCAUGAGGAACGGCAUAGGCGCAGGAAGGAGGAGGAGAAGGAUCCCGAGUUACGGCGGGCGCGGUUGGAGCGGAACCAACCCGUCAGCCUUGAUAUGAAGCGCGUAUGGGAUGAGGGCGAUGGCGAAACCCUAGGCACAGCAGUGGACAUUGCUCAAGCGAAGCGACGCCGGCUCGAGGAGGAAGAGGCAGAAUCCGCCCAGCAGGCAGACGGAGACGCCGACGAAGACGACGAACUGGACAGCAUGCUCGGGUCCGGCGACGAGGGUCAGGACGAGGACGAGGACGAGGAUGAGGACGAAGACGAGCGCAUGGAGAGGAUACGACGAAAACGGCUGGCUCGUGACACCAGUGUUGCGCCGUCAACUACGAGUACGAAUCUCGACAUCACCCCGGCUUUCUUGGCUGCGAAGUUUCCGAAUCUCUUUACCGAAGACCCUGUACCACCUCCGAAGAUUCUUAUCACGACCUCCCUGAAUGCAACUAUACACCAUGAAGCCCAAGACAUAGGCAGCAUCUUCCCGAACAGCAAGUAUAUUCCACGCUCGGCCCACCGGUACGGGCACAAGUAUUCAGUCAGGGAGAUUUGCAAGUUUGCUGCCAACCGUGGAUACACGGCUGUGGUAGUGAUAAAGGAAGACCAAAAGAAGCCCACGGCCAUGUCGGUUGUGCACUUGCCCCACGGACCGACCCUUACCUACAGCCUCACACGCUACAUGCCGGGGAAGAAGAUUCCCGGCCACGGAAAUCCCACGAACCACUUUCCGGAACUGCUGCUCAACAACUUCAAGACGGGCCUGGGCAUAUUAGUAGCAAAGUCGUUCUGGACGCUCUUCCCGCCGCAGCCCGAGAUUGUCGGCCGCCAAGUCCUCACAGUGCAUAACCAGCGAGAUUAUCUUUUCGUUCGCUACUCACGUUAUGUUGUGCGUGACCGCAAACCGACGGAGCGGAGCGUUACCGGCGUCGAUGGAAAGGACAUCAAGGGUUUCGAAGACAUCCGCGUGGGGUUGCAGGAACUCGGGCCCAGAUUCACAAUGAAACUUCGCAGGGUAGACAAGGGCGUUGGCCGAGCUGGCAGCGAGGGAGAAGAUGCGCAGCCGUGGGAGUGGAAGGGGAAGAUGGAGAAGAAGCGUACUCACUUCAACUUGUAAGACGCGACCGGACACGUUCCAGUGGGGCCUGGGCUGGGCGAGCCGGGAGGGACGGAGUAUGGAGUGUCAAGCUCGAUCUGCACAGGGCGCCCCGAUAUCUAGAAGCUGUCUCGCAAAUAGAAUGCGCGAGGCUGUUGGGAACACGCAUUGAUACCCUGAAAGUUGUCGCAUGGGCCUCGGGCGACCCGUAUCGAACCUUGUAUCGAGAAUGUCGAAAUCUCUGAGGCGACAAUCUCCCUUACCCGCCGCGGUGUAUGUCGCUGACAAGAGAUUGUAUGAAGAUGAAGUCAUGCUCGGCACAUAAUUUCUGCAGAUUUGAUUCCGAGGUAUCGCUUAAACCUAUUUUGAAAUGCAACAUGGAAUCAUACCCUCGUCCCUGAGGAAGCUUUGACCCCGUGCUCGACCAAACGCCGUUCGCCUACCCCUAUUC
Phialemonium atrogriseum is the source of this 1813-nucleotide messenger RNA. RefSeq names its product Brix-domain-containing protein. Gene Ontology annotation, cellular component: nucleolus; preribosome, large subunit precursor. Lineage: Eukaryota; Fungi; Ascomycota; Sordariomycetes; Cephalothecales; Cephalothecaceae. Gene Ontology annotation, biological process: maturation of LSU-rRNA; maturation of 5.8S rRNA. Gene Ontology annotation, molecular function: rRNA primary transcript binding. The transcript has 4 exons. The coding region runs from base 118 to 1383 and encodes 421 amino acids. The record is from RefSeq and is a predicted model, not a curated record.